AGGAGUAGGAUUGGCUGUCAGGAGUGAUCGGUCCGGCGAAGGAGUAGGAGGUCCGGGUCGCCAUUUUGGCAGGUUGUGAGAGCCUUCUGUCGUCGCCGUGAGCCGAGCUGUCGUUCGCCCAGCUGAGCCCUUUACGCGCGCGCGAGAGAGCUCAUUCGGCUCGAUCGAAUUCGCGACACCAAAAAGUAGAGGCCAGGCCGGUUGGUCGCGAAAUCGAGGGAAAUACUACUUGAACCAACGGGAACCGGCUUCACGCAUGUAUAUUCGCAAUCUUUACGUAUAUCGUUCUACACAUAACUCUUCAUUCCCUGUUGGUGCUCUCGAGUAGGUUUUACUCUCGUGUCGGUUGAAACGCCAGUUUGUGGUGGUGUGCGUGUGACACUAUCGUCGAGGCUGCAGAACUGUUCCUGACUGUGAUAGAUAGUACGACACGAGAGACAGAGAAGGAGAGUAGUUAGAGAGUCGAAAGGUGCGUGAGCUUCAGAGGAAAAAAAGUUCGAGUGUGACAGAAGUACAGGGACAGUAUGGCGGGACAGACGAUCAACGACAGGCUAUUGGCAGCCAGGCACAGCAUCGCCGGUCAGGGUCUCGCUAAGGCUGUCUGCAAAGCUACUACCGAGGAGAUGAUAGGACCCAAAAAGAAGCAUCUCGAAUACUUGGUGCGGUGCACGAACGAACCCAACGUGUCGAUACCUCAACUGGCGAAUCUGUUGAUAGAACGGUCGCAGAACACGAACUGGACGGUCGUUUUUAAAGCUCUGAUCACGGUGCACCAUAUGCUUUGUUACGGCAAUGAGAGGUUUACACAGUAUCUGGCGUCCAGCAACAGCACGUUUCAACUCAGUAAUUUUCUCGAUAAAAGCGGCGUUCAAGGAGCUCGUAUUGGCUAUGACAUGUCACCAUUUAUUAGGAGAUACGCAAAGUACCUCAAUGAGAAGGCUCUUUCUUACAGGACCGUAGCGUUUGACUUUUGCAAGGUGAAAAGAGGGAAGGACGACCGUACUUUGCGCACAAUGAACGCUGAGAAACUGUUGAAAACCUUGCCAGUUUUACAGUCACAGUUGGAUGCUCUAUUGGAGUUCGAUUGCACCGCUAAUGAUCUCACCAACGGUGUCAUAAACAUGGCUUUCAUGCUCCUUUUCCGAGAUCUGAUUAGAUUGUUUGCCUGUUACAAUGAUGGCAUUAUUAACUUAUUAGAAAAGUAUUUUGAUAUGAAUAAAAAGCAAUGUCGCGAAGCUCUGGACUUGUACAAAAAGUUCCUCAUACGAAUGGAUCGGGUGGGUGAAUUUUUAAAGGUUGCCGAGAACGUUGGCAUUGAUAAAGGAGACAUACCUGAUCUAACAAAGGCCCCUAGUAGCUUACUGGAUGCGUUAGAGCAACACCUUGCCUCCUUGGAAGGAAAGAAGGGAUCUGCAGCAAACACUCCAACACAGUCUGCAAGCAAUAGAACGAAUGUAAAGUCGGGAGUGUCCGCCCUGUCUUCCACCAGUACUGCGUUUGGAACAGCAGCCAGUAAUAAUCGCCUCGACCACGCCGGAAAUGGACAUAUCGAUGAAGCAUUGCGGCAGCAAGCCCUCGCGGAAGAGGAGGCUGCUAUGAAUCAGUACAAGGCGAAAGUGCAAUCCCCAUCGAGUGGACCUAGUACGAAUCCAUUCCUCAGUUCACCAACCAACAACGCUAAUCAACCAAUAGUAGAUCUAUUCAGUUCACCAUCAACGACAACGACAGCUGAAAGUCAGCCGCAAAAAGCGUCAGACGAUUUGCUCCAAUUAGCAGGGAAUCCUUUCGCGGAUAUGUUCGGAGCGCCUCAGCCUGCAACUGCAUCGACCACACAAGCGCAAAACAAUAUGUGGAUGACUAACGGUAACGGUUUCGCUGCAGUGCCCCCGGCAAAUAAUAACUUUGUUACAGAUAACAGUUUCUCUUCCGUAUUUGGUAAUCAAGACUCGAAAUCUGCUGGUGCUCCAGGAACGGCCGGAUCCGUACCAAAUCCUUUUAUGUCCGACUUCCCUUCCCUUGGUUCCCAGUCAACGCAGUCAAACGCAGCCGCUUUCGGUCUCUUCGAGCAGAGUGCCGCAAACGUUGCCGCUAAUGUGAGCGGUGGCGACGGCCAACAACAAGGGCAGAUCGGCGGAGACCUGUUCAGUGCUGGCGGCCAGGCAGAUCUCUUUGGGGGCGACUCUGCAGUGCUCAGGACCGCGGAGGGUGUCGCUGGGGACGCCGCCGCGGAGGCGGCAUCCUCUGUGACUCUGACCUCCGGUAAGUCCACUGCCACGCCGCCUCCCAGACCGCCGCCUCCCGCGACAGCGAUGAACGGUACACCUAGACCAACCUCGCCUACGAUGUCCGGAGCGGCAGCUGGGAAACUAUCCACUGGAACGUCGAGUACCACCGCCGCCGCUCCAAGUAAGAGCGCGUUCGAUGAUCUGAAUGAUAGCAUUCGUAUGGCACUGGGCGGGUCUCCGUCAAGACCGGCACCUAUAUCUCAACAACUACCAACCGCCGCGCAACAAGCACAGCAACCUCUGCAACAGGGUUUUGGCAUGUUCGAUAUGGCUGCGAAUAUGGCUGCCACCGGGCAACCGGUCAUGCCUGGAGGGCCGAUGGUCGGCUACGGUAUCCCAACCCAAGUCCCGGCGGGGUACGGUUCUCCGGCUAAGCAGCCGACCUCAGGUUUUGACAGUUUGGGCAUGAUGCUGAUGCCUACCACUGUAGCUGGAGAUAAUAAUAUUUCAGCAGCAGGACAACAGCAGAAUGCAACAUCCACUGGCAAAGUCCUGACUGGAGAUUUGGAUAGCAGCCUUGCUAGUCUUGCUCAAAAUCUGACAAUCAACAAAAGUGCGCAGCAGCAAGUCAAGGGUAUGCAAUGGAAUUCUCCAAAAAACGCUGCUAAAACUGGUGGCCCAGCUGGAGGAUGGACACCACAGCCUAUGGCAGCUACGACUGGUGCUGGGUAUCGCCCAAUGGGACAAGGAAUGACGCAACUCCCUUCAACUGCUAUGGGCUUCCCUCCCCACACUGCACCAUUGGGAAUGCAAGGUGUGCCAAUGGGCAUGCAGGGCAUGCAGGGCAUGAGGCCAAUGAUGAGCACAAUGCCUGGUGGUCCUGGUGGCAUGAUGGUCGCAGGAGGAGCUGCAUCAAUGAUGAUGCCCAGCACAAAUCCCAUGAUGGGUGCUAAUCUUCAGCAGCAACCGCAGCCACAGCAGCAGCAACAACAAUCCCAGGCUGUUCAACAGCCGCAAAAUAAUCAAGUCCAACUUGAUCCAUUUGGUGCCCUGUGAAGAGAUUAGGAAUUCUAAUUGGAAUCGAGCAAACGAAGCACCAACUUUGUAAAUACCGUGUAAUAUGCCUAGAAAAUGUGCCCUGCUUGCUCUUGUUAUUCUAUGUCAUCCGUAACGAACCGGCUCGUCCUCACGAAGAAAAAAGGAGAAGAAGAACAAUAUUGAAGUUUAUCGUUGGAUUGUUCUUCGGGAAACGCGACGGCGCCGACGGAUUCUCAUUAAUAUACAUAUUAUAUAUAUACAUAUAUUUAUAAAUAUGUAUAUAUAUAUAUAUAUUUCUACUGCUGAUUGAGUAUAAUCGUAUAUACGGAUUUACUCAGUUUACGGCGGUUGCCUUACAGAGAUACGCGUAGUCUCAAUGUAUACAUACAUAUAUAUACAUAGUCUUGCGGGACAACUAAAAGAAACAAAAGAUAAAAAAACGAAAAAAAAAAAAUAGAGAGCUUAGAGACAAAGUUAUGAAAAACGAAACAUGAAAAAUAAAAAAAAAAAAGAUUGUACGAACCGUAUUACGUUUAGAAUUCCAUGAGGUACGUGGAUGCAACUAUUCCGUAUGAGUUGACUGUGAUAGUAUUGCAUCGACAUUGUAGUGUUUUUCAGUGAUCGAAGGGAGAGCUGGAAGAAAAUGAGGGAGAGCCUGAUAGAGCGUGUACAUGUAUAUUUGAGAGCAAGAAUGAAUGGAAGUUUGAACGAAGAGACGGAGUUAUUAAUGAAAGUGUUUCGGUACAGGAGGUAGGAGGUCCAAAGUAGUUCCAUACAAGCUUUAUAUAUACUGGAACGUGUAUCGAGUUUAACUGAGAAUCAUCUUUCCAUAUAAUAUAGAAAGAGUAACUAUGUUGGAGUUGGUUUUAGGUCAUGUCGAUUCUAAACGUACAUACACAUCGUGGAAAAUUAUACAUAGUUGGCUGAUGCAUGAUGUAUCCAUAGUAAAGAUGUAAAGUACGUACGUAUUUUGCGUAUACAUGUGCACACGCGCGCGCAAUUGUGCAGGUGCAUACGUACCCGACUAUAUUUCACAAUUUGUGCGAGAAGAUAUAACGUUAAAAAUAUAAAUAUUAUCUGAAAAAGAAAAAUUAUACAUAUAUAUAUAUAUAUAUAAAUGUAUGUGUAUGUAUAUGGCGUAAUCCUAAUAAUGGCGCACCCGUGUCGCUCUGUUUCAUUUUUUCGUACUAUCAUUACCGGUAUAUAUUUUGAUUUCGACUCAGGGCGCUGAAGCAGUUACGACGUAUCCUUUAUUAAAGUAUUAAAUACUAAACGAUAUACAUAUAUAUAUAUAUAGCGAACGAGAGUGAGAUUGUGCGAGUGAAAGAGAUAUAAAAUGGAAUGUUAGGUGGUCUCACUAAUGUUCUUUAUCCGUAUACCGUUCCGAACUGUCUUAAUUAGGUAAUUAAAACGAACUAUAUAUACAAGUUAAGAUUAUGAUACUCAUGCGAUAAAUUAUAAUGAAUGUAACACGCGGAUCUACGAUUCAGUAUGGUACUAUUAAUAUAUAUAGUCAAUAAUUCCUGUUCUAAGGUCUAAUUCGGGAUUCAUUUCAUCCCCUUGGCGCGUGCAGCUACCUCCAUGAACAAUGUUUGCUAUAUAUUAUCGAAUACAUUAUAUAGUAAUAUAAAUAUCUUUAUUCCUGUCUGGAAUUCGCGACACUCGAAGAGGCUGCACGAGAUCCUAAGCGGAGAGAAAAAAAGCCCUGUAAAUUGUACCAAUUUCUUUUACUUUAUUCCCCGUGGUGUUGCAUCUGUAAACAUUCUUUCUGGCUGAUUCGAAUGGCGUUGAUUAGAGGAACACUGGUGUAUAGGAACGGAAAGAGAACCUAGAGAAACUGGAAGUGAGACUUGAAUGCUUCGCAGUCACUGGAACCUACCUAUUUGAUACUCAUUCAGUGAUCACUAUGAUUUGUGAAUUAGCAGCGGUUUUCGCUUUAUUUGAAGAAAUUUCGAACGAUGUAAAGCAAGCGCUGGUUUGUAAGAUUCUAUGAAUUUUUACAAAAGUUCGGUAAAACCAUUUGACAAAAUUGAAAAAUAUUCUUUAAUCAAUGAAUUUAUAAAACUACAUUAGCAAAUCGAGUAAAACAUAGCUGUUUUCAGCACAAGAGGAGUUUCUUGAUCAAGAUCCCAAUAUUAUGACUGCAGAAGAGAAGGCUGUAAGAAAGGAAGAGCGAAUCAAUGAGAAUGUGAGAAAGUUUAGUUCAAAGUAUUGGACUUUGGGAGGUCAGGAGUGCACAGAUGUUUCUUUCACAUUGGACCACAUGCAUAAACCACAUUCAAGAUCCAAGAGGUAUAAACUAUACUUGUUCAAGUUUAGUACGACAAAUGAUUUCUCAAGUAAUGAAUCUCUUUGUUGAAGCGAGGUUAAGAGGUUCCCAAUUAUCUAAACGUGAUUAUUCAAGGAAUUUGUGCACUCCUGAUGCGAAGUUUGUGUCUGCGACUUAUUUAACUUAGGUGUUCUUGUAUAAUAUGGUUCUCGCAGUUGGCGGAAGUAAUGGCCAUAGGAGACUAGAUCAUAAAGUACAUGUUCAAUUAACGACUACAGAUCAUGCAAGAAGAAAACUGGUCACCAUUAAGUUUAAAAGGGUGGUCUCUGUGUUGACAUUCUGCGUAACCUUGGAAACUUUCCUUUCGUACAGUAGAACCUCGUUAAUCCGAAUUUCUUGCAUAGAAGGAAACUUAUUUCGAAUUAGUAGGAAUGAGGUUUGAAUUAAUGAGGUUUUAUUUUCGGAGGAGGAACUGGACCGAAGAAGUUCUUGAACAAAGUACACUGAUAGGUAGAAAAGUUUCUUCGAUUAUAUUUUUCUUAACUCUAUUUGCAAAAGAAAAAGAGAAAGGAAAAUAUUUCUACGAAGAAACCUUUGAAUCGUGACGAACGUGAAAGAAAAUCUAAAUCGAAAUAGUUAAAGUGGAACAUCCAAUGGAGUUAGGGUUAAUGAGGUCUCACUUCGCACAAAAGAUGUGGAAACCAUGAUAAUGCAGAACCUCGUUAUUUCGGAAUCGUCCAGAGUUGUCCAGAUUAGCGAGAUUGUACCAUAUUAUCAACGAAAAGCGGAGGAGAAAGGAAAUUGUAAUUCUCUUUAGGCUUGGGAACAGUGGAAUAAAUGUAAAUCGAUCUUUUUAUACUACAUGCUUUAGCUUUCUUUUCUUUUGUUCUGAAGAGGUUUGGUUGUACGAUCGUGUAAUGCGUUUAGAACAAUGUUUUAUAUUGCAGUACACAAAAAACAAACGUUCGUGUAAACUUACUGGUGAUCGAGUGUAACAGGACAAUAUUACAUAUACAUAUAUAACACAUAUUUUAUCGAGGAUUAUAGGGCAGUAGCGAUCCAUGUAACUCUCCCCUAUAAGCUAGCGAAAGGCAAGGCGAUAUUCGGAGAGGGACAAAACAAGAAACGAACACUAUAUCAAUAUUUUUUGUCGAUCAGCCAUUAACACGUUCAGUGUUAUGAAACCCAAGAAUGAUCUCCUAACUUCCCUGUUCUUACUGCGUUCCAGCGUCGUGGAAUGAAUGUUGAACAACACAUCAUUAAUGAUCACUAAUUGACUGACAAGGGUCCAGUAGUAUUGUGAUUUGCAACUGGUAGAGUGGAGUCUGAGUGAUACGUAGCUCAAAAUGAUACUCGAAUGCUAUGUAACUUAUGUAUUGAGUGAAAUUAUAGUGUCCCCUCUUUUCUUUUUUGUACCAAUAAUUACUUAAUAUUUCAAUUAUUUUGAGCAACGUAGUGGUAGUCAGCAGAAACUGUAUACUCUAUUUUCAGUCUCUAGCUAACGUUAGGUUAAAUAGUCGCGGAAUCUCUAGUAGACAGUGAGUUGAACUUAUUGUCAUUUAACUCUAUUUCUCAUUAAUUUUCAAGUGUACAGCCUAUUCCUGAAUAGAAGUAAAUAUUUAUAUCCAUGAUUAUUGUAAAUACAAUUAGAUACUUAGUUAGAUGAAUUGUACAUAUCAUUAAUUUCUUCUGCGAGAGUCCAUUCUAUCCGAUUGUAAGUUGAUGUUAAUACAAUGUUUAACUUAUUUACCAGUAAAUGUACGGGAAUAUAAGAUUAGUCGAGGGCACUGAACGUGUUAAAGAGCGUUCUUGAGGGAAAUCCUGUGUAAAGUCGCUAGCCUUUAGCGGAAAUAUUUUGUUUAACGAGAAAGUAAAAUGAGAGAGAAUGAGAGAGAGAGAAAGAGAGAGAGAGAGAACUAAAAAAUUGGACGAGCUCGGCCGAAUCGAUAUAUCGGUAGCAAACUAGAGAGUCUAGAAACACGGAGAGAACCCGCUAUUUUUUCUGAUAUCAUCUAAUGGGAGGAAGGAAACCCUAGUAUGCCAUAUUAUACAUCUCGUUUUUCCGUUCUAUCUUCUGUUAGGACGUCUCUCUUUAACGUAAGUAGUUAUAAUUCAUGCGCGUGAAAUUCAAAACGGAAAAAGUACACCGACUAUAAAAUAUAUUAGUUGAGAUGCUAUUAUUUACGGUUAAUUUGUAUUAAUUGUCAUUGAUAUCAUUAUGCGCUACGAAUAUGUUGUAAACGAUUAUUAUGUAACACAUGAAUGGCGUUUAAUAGAGUAUUUAUUGAAAUUA
Bombus pyrosoma is the source of this 7825-nucleotide messenger RNA. It is a transcript of the gene lap, whose product is annotated as phosphatidylinositol-binding clathrin assembly protein LAP. NCBI's taxonomy places the organism in Eukaryota, Metazoa, Arthropoda, Insecta, Hymenoptera, Apidae. Gene Ontology annotation, molecular function: SNARE binding; phosphatidylinositol-4,5-bisphosphate binding; 1-phosphatidylinositol binding. Gene Ontology annotation, cellular component: extrinsic component of presynaptic endocytic zone membrane; clathrin-coated pit; synaptic vesicle. The transcript has 19 exons. The record is from RefSeq and is a predicted model, not a curated record. The coding region runs from base 525 to 3281 and encodes 918 amino acids. Gene Ontology annotation, biological process: clathrin coat assembly; synaptic vesicle budding from presynaptic endocytic zone membrane; clathrin-dependent endocytosis.